This is a messenger RNA of Cuculus canorus (common cuckoo), 3467 nucleotides long. RefSeq names its product solute carrier family 16 member 12 (gene SLC16A12). Gene Ontology annotation, molecular function: monocarboxylic acid transmembrane transporter activity. The record is from RefSeq and is a predicted model, not a curated record. Lineage: Eukaryota; Metazoa; Chordata; Aves; Cuculiformes; Cuculidae. The transcript has 10 exons. The coding region runs from base 536 to 2281 and encodes 581 amino acids. Gene Ontology annotation, biological process: monocarboxylic acid transport; transmembrane transport.
UACUUCCACAGAGGUAUGCACCAGGAAGCAUGUAUGCAAGCUGAUGCAAAGUGACUGAUCUCCUCAAGCUCCAACAGAGGGAUGUUUGAAGCUUGUUCAAGCAACCUGCUGGGUGGUGCACAGCUGAGGAGCUGUUCUGUUUCUGUGGAGCCAAGAGAAUACGAGCUGAGGAGCUGUAUGGAAACACCAGAGAAAAUGAAAUUAAAGAAUUAAAACAGCCAGAAAUCUGGAGAGCAAAGGUGAAAACUCUAUUCCUCAAACAAAAAUUUUGCACUAAAUUGUGUACAAGGAAGUUUAUCUACUUGGAGUGGAGACUGCAAUCAAAAAACCCAGGGACUGGUGAGGCCAGGGACUGGUGUGAGCCAAGGGAACCCCACUGAAGGUAAAGGAACUGCAGCAAUUGGCACCAGUAAACAACGUGACUUACAGGUACAUGUUCUGACAUUUGUGGGGAAAAAGGAUAUCAUGUGCUAGGAUGUAACUGCUGGGCAAAUUACCCUGAAAUAACUGAUACUGGACACAGGGCCAAAUUCUGAUGGAAAUCUUGCUUCCAACAGAUUUUCAUAAACUGUGUCUGAAAGAAACCUCCCUCUUUUAUGGGGUAAAGCUGAAGCCGCCUUUCCUAGCCCAGCCAUGCAGUUUUACGGUGUGUGCCGUGUGCCCUGACUCCCUCUCUGCCUGUUUUCUCUCCCUCUCUCCCUUCAGAUGGCCGGUAGCCCGUGUGCCAGGUGGCCCCAGCGCCUGCGUGGCGUCCUGGCGGGAGUCGGCCCCCGCCGCUGAGGCAGGAGGCAUCGCCCCAGCCUGCGCCAUGGCCUCGCCGCAGGGCGCCCGGCGCGCUGGCCCUCCCGAUGGAGGCUGGGGGUGGAUGAUCGUGGCUGGCUGCUUCCUUGUCACUAUCUGUACCAGAGCUGUGACGAGGUGCAUUUCCAUUUUUUUUGUGGAGUUCCAGGCAUACUUCGGGCAGGAUUAUGCCAGAACGGCUUGGAUCCACUCCAUUGUCGACUGUGCUACGAUGCUUUGUGCACCACUUGGGAGUUUAAUCAGUAAUCAUGUGUCCUGCCAAGUUGGUAUCAUGCUAGGAGGGCUGCUUGCAUCUACCGGACUAAUUUUGAGUUCAUUUGCCACCAGCCUGGAACAUCUCUACUUGUCAUUAGGAGUCCUUACAGGACUUGGGUUUGCACUCUGUUAUUCUCCAGCCAUCGCGAUGGUGGGCAAAUAUUUCAACAAAAGAAAAGCACUGGCAUAUGGAAUAGCCAUGUCAGGAAGUGGAAUUGGUACCUUCAUCCUGGCCCCUGUGGUCCAGCUCUUAAUCGAGCAGUUUUCCUGGCGUGGAGCUUUACUCAUCUUGGGAGGUUUUGUUUUAAACCUCUGUGUCUGUGGUGCCUUGAUGCGGCCUAUUGCUCUUAAGGAGGACCGUAAAAAUGCCCCUGAGAUUCUUGAACACGAUUUUGCCCCCGAAGCACAGAAACAAGACUUAAAACGAAUAUCCGUCUGUUCACCCUUAAUCAAAACAUGGUCUCAUGAAUGUUUAUGCUACUGUUCAUGGAAGGAAUAUGACUUUUUACUAAUGCCAGGCUUCAUGGUGCUGGCAGUGUCGGUUUUAUUUAUGGCAUAUGGCUGUAGCCCUCUUUUUGUCUACUUAGUGCCUUAUGCUUUGAGUGUUGGAGUGAGUCAUCACCAAGCUGCCUUCCUCAUGUCCAUACUUGGUGUCAUAGACAUCAUUGGUAAUAUCACCUUUGGAUGGCUAACAGACAGAAGGUGUCUGAAGAAGCAUCGGCACUUUUGCUACCUCUUUGCUGUGGGAAUGGAUGGCCUCUGUUGUCUUUUCCUACCAGUUCUUAAAAAUUUCCCCUUGCUUGUGCCUUUCUCAUUUACCUUUGGCUACUUUGAUGGAGCUUAUGUAACGCUGAUCCCUGUCGUGACGGCAGAUGUAGUGGGAACUUCUUCCUUAUCAUCAGCACUGGGUGUUGUGUACUUUCUGCACGCCAUACCUUAUCUAGUGAGCCCUCCUGUUGCAGGUUGGCUUGUGGACACAACUGGCAGCUACACUGCAUCAUUCCUUCUGUGUGGAUUUUCUAUGAUAUUUAGUUCAACGUUAUUGUGCUUUGCAAGACUAGCAAAGAAAUUCAAAAGAACACAUUUGCAGUCUUUCACCAAUGGUACUAACACCAAACAGCACAUCUGGACAAAUGGAGCAAUAGCUUAUUCUGUCACGGCAGAAUUAGACCAAAAGGAUGUUGAACUUUUCGCUGUGGAUACAAACAGCUACAGCAACAGAUGACAACUGCUGAAGGUUCAGUUCUGCACAGCUGUGACCAAGACAGAGAAAAUCUGACAGGAAACUGUGACUUAAGUUGAAAGUAUCUCUGGAGCAGCUUUAAUUUUUACAGCGUGCCUGAAUUUUGUACGUGUUGCAAUUUCAUUUCAAAUAUGGGUUUAGACCUGCUUUCCCAAGUACUCUACAGCAAAGUUUUGAGAUGGUUGCUGCUUUUUUACAUGGAUAUCUUUAAAGCUUGAAUUUCUAAACAUUGACAUUCUAGGUGUGAUCCUCGACUAGAUCCUUCUCUGGGAGGGUGUAAGAGGUACUGUGGCUACUCUACUGUCUGAAAAUGAGUAAAUUUGUGCCAUGAGACUAAGCAUGCUAAUAGACAAACCUGCAUUAGUUGGAAGAAUACCAAAGGCAACCCAGGAGACCAGAGGAGACCCUUGUUUUCCCAGAUGCAGAUCCUCUUUCUCCUUUAGCAGCUGUUGAAGAAAUUUAGAGUCCACGUAAGCAGAUGACUGAGAGACUGUUCGCUCCACAGGCUGUUAGUAAAGACAGUGCUGGCAGACAGUGUUUUUUCUGUGUAUUCCAGUGGCGAUUGGAACCAGGAGCUGUAUCUAUUGAUGGUGCAAAUUACUUGUUUGUGCCAGCUGAAGAGCUGAUCGUGUCACUUGUGCUAUAUGGCUAGAACACAAGAGCUGCAACUUGCCAAUGGAUUCCUGCUACUUGUGUGAGGAAUAUACUACAGUUGGCUGCUUCAUAGGAGCUAUAAGCUGAGACUAGUUCAUGGGAUAAAUUACUGAUGUGAUGAUUCAAUAUAUAAAGGAAUGUUCCUACAUUUCCAGAGUGAAAUUGUUGUCAUUGAAGGAGAAACUUCACACUCUGCAAUGCAAAUGAUUUCUGUGUUUUGAUGCUGUACAAAGCUGCAUUCAGUUCAUUGGUGAAUUGAUUCAGAGUCCAAAUAAUUCUCAUCAUUACUGAACUAGUAGUUUUGUUAAUUAUCUGCAGUGUAUUGAAUGCUCAUGGUGUCCUGUUCCACUCUGUGCCUCAGAAGGGAAAGCAACAUAGGCUGAUGUUCACAAAUUUGAUUUAGAUCAAGAGUACAGACAAAGGGGUAUAAUGUAUUUUUCUAGAUAUAUGAAUACUCUGUGUAUCAAGUGGUUCUAUUAUUCAUGCACAUUUCAAAUAUAACAUACUAAAAUUG